GAAUAAGGUCCAAAAGAUAUGUUUUCGUUAAAUAAUAAUUUAUUGUGUAGUAGUUAUCUCGGAAUGCACAGAGCUUUUCGUUUUUCCAACGAGCUUUAUUUUCUCCAGAUGUAUUGCUCUCUGUGUGCUUUGUUGGCAGUACUUGUGGACAUCCAAAUAAAUUCUAUGUUCGUCUUGAGAUUGACGUGAUUUAUGAAGUUGUAUCCAAUUGCAGUUAAAUAUGAACACCAUUUACCAAUAAUUUCACAUACCUUAUUUUAUAUGCUAUGCUUCGUGCCAAUGCAGCAUAUAUACUUUUUACAUAUUUGUCUUGAUACUGGUGAGGAUGCUUCGUCGGCUUUGAUCUCAAACUUCCUCUGGUUCGGCAGACUGUUUUCUUUAUGACAAAUAGUGCAUCUCUGAUUUCUAAACCGUCAAAUUCUUGAGAAGUGCCACGCACCACAAAACCAACAUUUAGUUGAAGGUUUGGAAAUUUUCGAGUGGUAUUAUUUUCUCUUCGACCUGUCUUAACAACGUAAAACGAAUAAUUAGAUGGAACUACACUUUUGGUUUCCAGCAUAACUGUAUCCUGUUUUAAGUUUAUUAUUCGUUAGCACUCAUCAGUAACAAUUUUUAGCGUCAUUUCAUAGUCAUGUUCUAUACGGGACAACGACUUCAUGAGGAAGUCAGCAUCGAUGGGAGAGUUCACAUCAGAAAUGUAUAAUAAGUACCUAAAUUGAUCACUGGAUAAUACAUUUAAUUUUAAUCGUUCCGCUCGUAAAUUUACUCUUCCGGCGUACGUAGCGUAGUCUUAUGUGGGCACAGUCUACCGGUAAACUCAAUAAGGCCCUGAGAAGCUCAGUAAGGCCCGAAGACAUUUCAUCCAAUCAUCUUUUGGAAGAAUGUUCCAGAACCCUUACGUAGAGCUUCGCUAUUGGACAAAUGCUAAUAACCCCCCGUAAGCGGACUGGAGGACUAUAAUGGUGAUUUCCUUUUUACUAAAAAUUAUACCUGAAUUUUGUAUCAUAAUUGACACCGUUUGGAAUAGCAUUCCUUUCACUUUUCUUCUGUCUUCUCAUUUGCGACUUGGGUGUGUUCUAGCGUUCGAGUGCUGAAGCCAUACGCGGUAUAUUAAGAAUCUAGGCUCUAGAUAUAACAUCUUUAUCAGCUUAGUUUGUCAGCUGUAGACAGUUAUACCAGAUACGAAUUAAUGAUAUCUAUUCACAGAACAUUUAAAAUACUAACAGUUUCAUCGAAGUUAACCUCUCGUGGAUGUUUAGGCAGAAUAUGAAUUUUGUACUUAUGAUGCUCGUUAAAACCGAGCUUCUGUAAAAGCAGCGGGAAUUUCUUUGCGUCAUCCAUAGCAGCGAAUUCCAUUCGGAAAAUAUCUUCUAUUCUGCCGAACCACGCUUCAUAAGUGUGACCACUUUCUGAAUCAAAUAUCCUGGAAUUCGAUGGAGAUAUGACUAUAUCCUUAUGUUCUGGAAUAUCUUGUUAAAUAGAAGUUUUUGCCAAAAGUGCUUUCAAGAGUAGCUGUUGGGAAACUAAUACAUUUUGCUGCUGCUGUAAUAAUGACAGCUAAUGUUAAUACAAACUCCAAAAAUCACCGGCAAUUAUUAUAGAUUAUUUCUUCCCGAAAUUCACGUCACCGAAGAGUUUCUUUCUUCGCGAACCUCCAUCGCCAAUUUUUGUGACUUUUAAGCCCGGCUAAUUAUCACGUGACUUAUCCGCCAAUCGGAAUACGACUUAGACAAUUUUAGCAUUGUCCGAAACCAAUGACGUAUCGACCGGUAUGAACAGCCUAGAGUAUUUAUUGAUCCUAUUCCUCUUAGCCUUGCCAGUUGGGUCCAGAACACCAAUACCAGCUUACCCUAUACGAAUCCUUUAUUUCAAACAUACCUGGAUUAUAUAUAAGCCAAACGAAACAUAUCACACCAUAAAAUAGGAAAUAACAUUUAUACAAUUUCAAGCCCAAAAGUGGUUGUAACCGUGAGAGACUAAAUAAACUGAGUAUAAUUUAAGACUAUUAGAUACUAUCAUAAUAAUUUAUAGGUCAAAAAGAACCUAAUGAUGAGAGGAAAAUAGAAAUGCAUAAUCAAGUUACGGAAUGGUUAUAUGAUAAGAAUAUACGUAUAAUAUUAGUCCAUUAUUCGUUCUCAGGAGUUACCCGUAAUUUAAUCGACACUAGGACAUAACAAUAUGAUUUACAACUUCUCGAACCUUGUUCCAACAUUCCUGUGUGUGCGUGAGGCAGUUGCACAGGUGCACACACAUCCCAGUACCUGUGUUGUCAGUUGACCAAUUGAGUCGAUAAUGAUGACAAGAUGGUUAAGCACUGCCACUUCUUUCGUUCUGUGCAUUGUGUGUACACUGGUCAGUAUCGUCAAUGUCGAGUGACGACUGUUUACUUCUUUCAAUCUCUGCAUAGCAAGCUAGUUGUUUGUUUGCUUGUUCUGCUGAUUCGUUUGUUGUAUGGUUUGGUGUUGUUUGGUCGGUCGUUCGGUUGGUUGGCUGACUGGCUAAUUGAUGGUUAAUUUAUCCCAGUGAAUGCUGUCCAGUAUGAAUUCGUUGUGGUGUCCUCAACACACAAUCCAAACAACAAAUCAUAUUAUUGGUUGCAUAUGAAAUCUGGAACAAUCUGUUCAACCGACCGACAACUGACAGAAUGUUACAGUUGACAUGGAAGCACUUGGAAAACAGUUACAACACAGUGUUCAGUUGGUUGACUUUGUGAGUGCAGGUAUGGAGGGACACGAAUGCAUUAUGUAAUCGAUUCAUCAUUCGCGUUAAUACGAAUAGACAUAGACCGAAGAAGUUUUCACUGACGCACCUUGAUUGAUUGAUUCUAUGAAAGGUGGAUAGUGGACAAUGAAUAAUUCGGUAUAGUAAGUAUCGUGGGAGUGUUGGGGUCAUUAGAUCCCUAGAACUCACUUGGGAAAGGACCUAAUUUUAUUUAGAAAAUUCGAAUUUCUUUGUUUUCGCGCCAAAGGCGCUCUUGGCACCUUCAUGUCGUAUUUCCGACUGGGAAGUUUCUUAAAUGCUAUUAGUCUGUUGCGUUUUUUAGUAUGCUAUUUGGUAACUCUCUGCAAGGACGGUUCUGUACUGUAUAUAUACGUUUUGAAUUGUGUUUGUUCUUAUCGCUCGUUUAUGGCUGUUUGCAGAUUAUACUUCCCCAUUCCAAGCUUGGACUUCUCCCUCUAGUUAGUGGGGCUGGGACGCAUCAAUAGCCAUUAUACUGGUCUGAACGAAGGGUAGUAACAUCAGUCGGUCUGCAUAUAAGUGGAAAUUGACAAAGAUUCAAAGGAGUUAUGAACCAUUAAUGCCCACCGUGGACUCUAUAUCAGUUUAAGCGAUAACUGUCUGGUGUAAAGCCAGCUCCAGCAAUUUCCCAGCAGAUAGUGGAUACUUUGAUGCCUAACCUCAAAGGUGCAGCAGAUUAUUUGGAUGAUAUUAUAGUUGUUGGUUCUUCUGCUUAGGAACUACUGGUCCGGUUAGAUGUUGUACUUACUAAAAUAUCGCAAGUGGAUUUUCGGGUACAAAAAGAGAAGUGAAUUCCUACUCGAGUCUCUUAGAUACAUGUUUGAUAAGGAUGUUCGUCGACCAGAUCCAGAUAAUAUAAAUCCUAUCAAAAUAUGCCCAGAAAGACUGAUGCUACAACCAUUCGUUCGUUUAUGGGGAUGAUUGUAUAUUAUAAUGUGUCCAUACCCUACAUGUGUAGAUUGUGACACCCACUAAACCAACCUUUGAUGGCUAAUGCAACAUGACACUGAACAAAGGAAUAUCAAGAUUCUUGCGACGAAAUAAAAAGAAUUUAAUCUUCUAGACUGUUGCUGACCCAUUACAAUCCAAAGGUUAAAAUAAUUAUGACCGCUGAUGCUUCCAACUAUGGAAUUGGAGCUGUCAUCAGUCAUCGUCUACAUGGUGGUAAACAAAAACCAAUUACUCAUAUAUCCCGAACUCUUAACCCAGCUGAACGAAAAAAACAGUCAGAUUGAGAAAGAACUAGCUUUAUUUUUUGCAGUAAAUAAAUUCCAUAAAAUGACUUAUGGUCGUCAAUUCGCCCUUCCAACAGAUCACAAACCGCUCAUAUCUAUAUUUUGAUCGACGUCGAGUAUUCCUGCAUAUACAGCAAACAGAUUACGACGCUGGGCUAUUACAUUACUUGCUUAUGAUUUCGAAAUUGUAUGUAAAUCAACAAAAAACGUUUGGACCAGCUGAUGCUUUAUCUCGACUAAUUACGAGUCAGAAGCAGGAAAGUGAAGAUCCUAUUAUUGCAACGAUAUCGUUGGGAGAAGAUAUUCAUCAAAUACAAGUUGUUAUAAAAGCAACAUUGUUAUCCGCUGAAGAUAUUAAACGUUAUACUUAAGAAGACGACGAGCUGAAGCGGAUUAUUAGUUAUCUCGAACAUGGUUGGCCCGCUCACACAGACAACAAGAACACUUAGCAGUAUGCUUACCGAAAAAAUUCCCUAUCACUUGUGGACGGGUGCCUGAUGUUUGGAGAUCGAGUAGUUGUACCCACAAGCUUACUUCGUAAGGUGAUGUUAGAGCUGCAUGCUGCUCACUCAGUGGUACCACGGAUGAAAGCACUUGCACGUGGCUAUGUAUACUGGUCGAAUAUUGAUACUCAGAUCGAAUAAUAUGUUGCGAGAUGUUCCGCAUGUGUGAGAGCUAUCAAAACCCCUCGGAAGAAGGAAACGCAUAGUUGGGGAACACCAACAAAUCCGUGGUCGAGAGUGCAUGUGGAUUUCGCCGGUCCUGUAAACAACAAACAGCUCUUGGUGAUCGUUGAUGCCUUCUCCAAAUGACCAGAAGUCCACUACAUGAAGUCUGUCUCGACAAAAGCUACUAUGGGAAAACUGAGACAAACAUCCGGCUACUUUGAGUGUCCAGAUAUAUUGGUGUUGAAUAAUGGACCACAAUUUAACCCUGUCGAAUUUUCGAAGUUCUGAAUCGGCAAUGCCGUUAGGCAUAUCAAGACAACUCCAUACCAUCCAUAGUCUAACGGUUUAGUCGAGAGGUUCGUGGACAUGUUUAAAAGAGCACUGUUUAAAGCCGAGGGAGGAGAUUUCUACUAACCUACCGCGCAACACGCGACCCAGCAACAAAUAAUCAGGAAUGUCCGGCAGAAGCAAUUUUUGAGGAAAAAUUAGAAUACCUAGAGAACAAAUGAAACUAAAACCUAGAACCAACCUCUGCAAGAAUAAACGAAUGGAACGGUAAUUCAACAACAGACAGUGCAUUAGCCAGAGCGUUCAGAGUGGGACAAAUGGUAAUAGCAAGAGACUUCCUGGGAGUAAAGCCAACCUGAAAGUUCGGCAUCAUAAUCCGAAUAAAAGGAAAGUCAUCGAUGAAGUAAAAGCCAGACAAAAGAUAUGGGUGUGACACGCAAACCAGAUACAACCAACCAGACAAGAAUGGGAGACAGGGAGUGAUAUAAAGCCGGAUAUACCGUAGUGAACGAGAACACAGGCGGAGACAAACAAAUGUAUUUGAAUACAAACUUACAGAAUCUGUUAGGAAAAUCUGAGAACCAUAUAGUAAAUACUUCAUUUGCUAGAUGUCUAUCGAUUGUCUCAGACUUAACUGUUCCUUCCUUUCCGCACCAAAAACUCUCUGUUCUCGUUCUCGCCUCUUCGAUCUUCUCAAUCUUCUGCAGCCAGGUAUUCCAAUUUCGAUCGGUGACAUAUCCUACUUAUAUGUGUUAUCAGUAGAACACAAACAAUCACAGAUUUAUAGUGGAAAAGUUCUGUGUAAAAAAAUACAUUUAAAUAAUACGCCUUGUGUAGGAGAGAUUUAUAUUGUCACAAAAAGAAUAUAUACACGAAAGUUAUUUGAUAAACUAAGUGAUCAAUUAUAAAUAUUAACAUGUUGGUCGUGUGUGCAUACAGGUAAGAUGAAAGGGAAUUCUAAAACAUUUAAUGUAUUAUGGUUGUUAGUACAAUG
Molecule: messenger RNA, 5924 nt
Organism: Schistosoma bovis
Lineage: Eukaryota; Metazoa; Platyhelminthes; Trematoda; Strigeidida; Schistosomatidae
Source: the annotation of a GenBank genome assembly